Molecule: messenger RNA, 942 nt
Organism: Oryctolagus cuniculus (rabbit)
Lineage: Eukaryota; Metazoa; Chordata; Mammalia; Lagomorpha; Leporidae
Product: vomeronasal 1 receptor oryCunV1R1649
Biological process (GO): G protein-coupled receptor signaling pathway
Cellular component (GO): membrane
Molecular function (GO): pheromone receptor activity
Source: RefSeq, marked provisional
AUGGCUUCUGCCAAGCUGCAAGUAGGAAUUAUCUUCCUUACACAGAUGGGAGUGGGAAUCAUUGGAAACUCCUCCCUCCUUUGUCUCUAUACCUUCAUUUUGCUCACUGGGCAUAAGGUGAGGCCUACAGACAGCAUUCUCAACCACCUGGUCUUAGCCAAUUCCUUUGUGCUUUUUGCUAGAGGGAUCCCUCAGGCAAUGGCAGCUUUUGGGCUGAACUAUUUCCUAGAUGAGGCUGCAUGUAAACUUCUCUUUUAUUUACACAGGGUGGCUAGAGGGGUUUCCCUCAGCACUACCUGUCUCCUGGGUGGCUUCCAGGCCACCAAGCUUUGCCCCAAUUUCUCUAGGUGGCUAGAGCUCAGAAUGAGAUCCCCAAAGUUCAUUAGCUACUGUUGUUUCCUCUUCUGGAUCCUUCAUCUGUUGCUAAAUAUCUUUGUUCCUAUCAAAAUGAUUGGUCCAAUGAAUAGCAAAAAUUUAAGUGUAAAAAUAAAUUAUGGAUACUGUUCCUCCCUCAGCCCAGACAGAUAUCUAAAGUUUCUAGUUGUAUUCCUGUUCCUCACAAUAGACUUUCUGUGUUUGGGACUCAUGGUGUGGGCUAGUGGCUCUAUGGUUAUUGUCCUAUACAGGCACAAGCAGCAAGUUCAAUACAUUCACAACAGCCUCUCCCCCAGACCCUCCCAUGAGGCCAGAGCCACACGCACCAUUUUGAUCCUUGUGAGCUCUUUUUGUUCCUUUUAUUCGCUCUCUUCCGUUUUGCACAUGUGGAUGACUGUAUUUGUAAUUCCAGGUCAGUGGCUGGUGGACACCUCCAUGAUUUUAUCCUCAUGCUUCCCUGCCUUCAGCCCCUUCGUGCUCUUUUGCAAUGAGACUCGUUUCUCCGAGUUUCACUUGGCCUGUCGCGUAAGGAAAGGACGUUUUCCUAGUUUGGUGGUAACGAUGUGA